Messenger RNA from Gymnodraco acuticeps, 739 nucleotides. RefSeq names its product ELAV-like protein 4. Gene Ontology annotation, cellular component: ribonucleoprotein complex. Gene Ontology annotation, molecular function: RNA binding. The record is from RefSeq and is a predicted model, not a curated record. NCBI's taxonomy places the organism in Eukaryota, Metazoa, Chordata, Actinopteri, Perciformes, Bathydraconidae.
UAGAUGCUCGCCGUCUUGUGUUCUCUUAGUUUCUCACUGAGCGAGUGAUAUUUGUUUCGGUUAGGGGACACGGCCUGCAUGUUUUUAUCCACACUGUUGCGCUCUGUUUAGUUUUUGGCUCCGCUUCACUCAUUCAUCCUCUCCGGCACGCUGCUGCUGCUCCAUCCCAUUCUCCUCGCUGACUUCCCCGGCUCUCACAGUUUUCCCGCCGAGACUACCGAUACCGUCAAUAGCACCAAGAAUGGUCAUGGGGUCGACAGAGACACAGUGGCGUCAGGCAGAGCUCCCACAGCUCCAGGGCUGGGCAGAGAAGGGAUUGCUGACGCAGCCAAAGAUGAUCAUCAGUAACAUGGACGCUCCGGUGACAAACGGCCCCAGUGGGGGGGGCAACACGUCCAACGGGCCGACCACCAACAGCCGCGGCUGCCCCUCGCCCAUGCAGACCGGCCAAUCAAACGACGACAGCAAGACCAACCUCAUCGUCAACUACCUGCCGCAGAACAUGACCCAGGAGGAGUUUCGCAGCCUGUUCGGCAGCAUCGGAGAGAUCGAGUCCUGCAAGCUGGUCCGCGACAAGAUCACAGAGCACCAGGCUGGCAGGCAGCGUGGAUCACCGAGCCUUUCCCCGAUAGCAGGACAGAGUCUGGGCUACGGCUUUGUCAACUACAUCGAUCCAAAGGACGCAGAGAAAGCCAUCAACACGUUAAAUGGACUCAGACUUCAGACCAAAACGAUCAAG